Messenger RNA from Pieris napi, 3888 nucleotides. It is a transcript of the gene P58IPK, whose product is annotated as dnaJ homolog subfamily C member 3. Gene Ontology annotation, cellular component: endoplasmic reticulum. Lineage: Eukaryota; Metazoa; Arthropoda; Insecta; Lepidoptera; Pieridae. The coding region runs from base 143 to 1612 and encodes 489 amino acids. Gene Ontology annotation, biological process: protein folding in endoplasmic reticulum. Gene Ontology annotation, molecular function: protein-folding chaperone binding; misfolded protein binding. The record is from RefSeq and is a predicted model, not a curated record. The transcript is spliced from 11 exons.
UUUGGUCCAAUCAAAUUAGACCACGAAAAAAUACGAAGGAAAGAUGGACUAAAGUUAAAAGCUAUGUCAUAAAUAUUUUUAGUGUAAUAAAUUCAGAAUUGCUUUAAUUAUUUGUGAUUACUAAAUACAUUUACAGAAAAUAAUGGACAGCCUUGUGAAUAUCAACUGGAACAAAGUCACGCCAUGUCUAGUUUUAUUAUUGUUAGACUUAGUAUUGGAAUUUUCAGAGUGCACGACACAGGCUGAAGUAAAUAAACAUUUAGAACUAGGACGAGAUUUCUUAAGUCGUGGUCAACUUUCAGACGCGUUAACACAUUAUCAUGCAGCUGUUGAGGGGGACCCACACAAUUACCUCACAUACUUUAAAAGAGGCACAGUGUAUUAUGCUCUUGGUAAAGCUAAGUUUGCAUUACAAGACUUUAGUAAGGUAUUAGAUCUAAAGCCCGAUUUCACAACAGCCAGAGUGCAUAGAGCACAAGUCUACCUCAAACAAGCUGAAUACAUGCAUGCCAAAGAUGAUUUCCUGCAAGUGACAUAUGAAGACCCGUAUAACUCAGAGGCACUCACAUACUACCAUCGUAUGGAUGAGCUAACCGAAGAGCUUCGAUUGGCAGAGGCCUAUUAUCGGGGUGGGGACUUCAGAAGUGCAGCUGAACUUGCCACUAGACUGUUAGAAGUGUCUCCAUGGUCCGCAACCCUUAGGCAGCUCCGGGCCGAGUGCUAUAUUGCUAUGAAUGACCUGUUCUCGGCGGUAUCUGACAUUCGGUCUGUGAAUCGUCUACAGCAAGAUUCCACUGCUGGUUAUCAUCGGUUAGCCUCGCUACUUUAUCAACUGGGACAUGUUAGCGACGCACUAAAGGAAGUGCGCGAGUGUUUAAAACUGGAUCCGGAACACAAACAAUGCUUUCCCCUAUAUAAAAAGUUGAAAAAAAUAGACAAAUUACUGCUGAGGUGCGAGCAAAGCAGCGAGGCGCGUCAGUAUAGCGAUUGUAUAGACUCGGCUAAGAGUGUGUUGGCUGCUGAAAAGGAAGUCACGCUUGUGGUGUACGAAGGAAGGAAAUGGUUAUGUUCCUGUCUCGCUAAGGACGAACAGUGGACUGAUGCGUUGAAAGAAUGUAACAGUGCGUUGGAGAUCCAAAAAGAAGGGAGUGUGUUGUGUGAUAAAGGAGAUGCCUUAAUUGGGCUGGACAUGUUUGAUGAUGCGAUACGAUCAUUCAAAGAAGCGUUGGAUUUGAACGAGGGUCUGCAACGCGCGAAAGACGGAUUGGGCCGAGCGCAGAAACUUCAAAAACAAUCCGAACAAAGGGAUUAUUACAAGAUAUUAAAUGUUAAAAGGUCGGCAACUAAACAGGAGAUCACUAAGGCAUAUCGUAAAGCGGCGCAGAAAUGGCAUCCGGACAACUUCCAAGGGGACGAGAAGAAGGUCGCAGAGAAGAAGUUCAUUGAUAUCGCUGCUGCUAAGGAGGUGUUAACGGACCCCGAAAAGCGGGCUCAAUUCGACAGCGGGGUGGACCCCUUAGACCCUGAAGGGGGCAGACAACCCUUCGGGAACAACCCCUUCAAUCACUUCCAACAUGGAUCGCCCUUCCAGUUCAAGUUCCACUUCAACUAAGCCAUAUUUCGUGAGAUGUACUAAUUUUUCAUCUGAGAUUCAUACUACAUUUUAACCACUUCAAUAAAAGAUUAUCCUAACGUGUACUUUGACAUUAAAUUUUCAUCAAAAUCGGUUCAGUAGUUUUUGAGAUAUUCCCGCAUUUCUCAGAGGACAUGUAUAAUAGGUAAAUAAUCUUGAUAUUUGAUGUGGGAUAUAAUUUGUUUUUAUAAUUAAUUUAACCAAUUUUCUAAAGUUUUUGCAUUAUUAACAUUUCAUUAUAUUUUGUAUUUAUUUCAAUUAAAUAUAUAACAUUUUGUGUUUUAUGAGUAGAAAUUGAAUUUGUAAAUAGGGUUGCCAACAAUAAUAAAAAAUAGACUAAACCACUGUCAACCAUAUUGUAGAUACAUAUUUCGAAUCAUGUUUUAUACAAGAAUUGAAUGAAUGUCAUUGCAAACAUGUCAACUGUCACCUAAAAUCGCGCCUGUCUGUGUCACCGUGACAGUUGACAUUUUUGAAUUACCUUUACGGCUUUAUUUUUAUUAGAUGUUAUUUAAUAAAAUAAUGAUUGUUUUCUCAGUUUUUUUCGUUGAGACUUGUUUUUAUUUUAUUUUAUAGAAUACACAAUGUACUAUAAUAUUCAAUAACAUAUUGUUAUAUAAAUACACUUACUGAAUUUAAAUGUGUCAAAAAUUUUAUAUUUUUAUGGAAAUGAUUUCUUAGCCGUGCUUAUACUAACGUGAGUUUAAUAGGUUAAAAGUGUAUUUAUUUAUUGUUUAAACUAUAAUUUCUAAAAUCUAGUCGAACCAUCAAAAUGUUUUACACGCCCAUAUAUAGUAAAAUUGAUUUAUCACAUACGCUUUAACAGGUUCCAGAAUACCAAUAUUUCCAAGUACAAGCAUAUCUAAGCUUAAAUAAUAUUCGCUAGAUCUUAGUGAAAUUAAUUAUAAAUAGGUAUAAUGACAAGUUUUAGACUAAGAACGUAAAAACAAUUUAAAAAAAAAAAAUAUUUUUACGUUAGUAAAUACAGUUUAUAAUAUAAAGACAAUUGUUUUUGCUGCUAUCUGUGACUAUAGACUAUACUUUGGUCUAUAAUCUAUGGGGUAACUAAUGACAUCUAUCUGUGGUUUGUUUUAGUAAAUUCAAUAUUUAGAAUAUAAACACUAUUAAAACCUGUCAUUAUCCCUACUUUAUAUUAUUUUUUUUUAUAUUGCCAGUCGGAUAUGUCAUAUGUCUGCCUAAUUUAAAAAAUAAUAUGGCCUCACAAAAAUACAAUCCAAAAACAUUGCUUCUAUAUUUUAUUAAAGAUCAAAACUAUUAACACUUUAUGUAAUUUUGUGAAUAUUAAUUAAGAUAAGGUGUACAGCCAUUUAUUUGUAUGAAAAAUCUCAUAAGUCGGGUUUUCUGACUCAUCAAUAAAAUAUGCAUAUUUUAGAACUUAGUCUAGCUUAUGGUAUAACUAAAGGGCAUUACGAGAUCCGCGUCUAUACAAAUCUAAGACGCGAGAUCUUGACAGUUUUAUACAAAUUGUAUAAUUCAUUCUUGUAUCACGUCUUGUUCGGCGAGCUCUAGCACAAAGUCGUUUUAGAUCGCUAAGGAACGUCAUAAGUCAUUAUUUCAGUCAGUUUUAUUUUCAGUACCGACGAAAACGGUCGUAAACGUUAUUAGAAGUUCAUUUUAAUUGCCUAGAUUUACCAAUAAGACAUUCUCGGUGGGGGCGAGAAUGGACAACGAUUUACAGUAAUCCCCCUACAACUCGUUUUCGUAUAACGCGAAUUACGUUCCCCCUAUAACACGGAGAUUUCUCAAGUUAUAUUUCUGCGGUGUGAAAUUUAUAAUAAUUAAUUUGCGUACUUUUGCACUCGAACGCGUCCUUUUUCAAUUUUGUUCUUAUAAAAUUAAACUCGAUAACUAACGUUAAAAAAAAACAGAUUUACGAGAAUACUCCUACAACGCGAUUUCCUAUAACGCGGCCUGGAUCUACCCCGGGUAAUUACUUAUAGUGGUGCGUUUCGUCUGAUUGUGAUUAGUCAAUUGACGUAUCGUGUCUCGGGUCCUUUGUACAAACUCUGUUGACCAAUCACAAUUAAACGUUUUAUCGUUAGUUUUUCAAUUUUCGUUUAUCUAAACCGUGGGGCCAUAAUAUUAGUUUGUAUUUCUCCUAUACUUUGCCACUCUGAACUCGGAAUGUUAUGUGACGUGAUUUUGACCGCGUCCGAACUGUCGACAACAUUAUUUAUUUUGUUGUGAGUCUUAAGUUAUUGUAAAUAUUUAGAAAUAUAAGUGAUUAUGAGAUA